Vespa crabro (European hornet) is the source of this 1625-nucleotide messenger RNA. Its product is annotated as stabilizer of axonemal microtubules 1-like. Gene Ontology annotation, biological process: microtubule anchoring. The record is from RefSeq and is a predicted model, not a curated record. Gene Ontology annotation, molecular function: microtubule binding. Bases 126 to 1517 code for a protein of 463 amino acids. The transcript has 6 exons. Gene Ontology annotation, cellular component: ciliary basal body; cytoskeleton; centriole. NCBI's taxonomy places the organism in Eukaryota, Metazoa, Arthropoda, Insecta, Hymenoptera, Vespidae.
AUUUUAAUUAUUUUAAACAUUUUUAUAUUCUUUAUACAAAAUACUUUACCGAAAAGAUAUAUUUGACAAUAUAUCUGAUAUAACAUUACAUAUUUACAUUUAAUUAUAAUAAAUCCGUUGAUAAAAUGGAAGUGGUAGAAGUUUGCACAGAAAGAAAACAUUGUGUAGUUCCAGCUGAGAAGCAAUUAUGUGAUAAGAGUAUGCGAAAAUAUGUACAACCACCAAGAGUCAAAUCAUUUGCUCCUGAAAGAUUAUACAGACCUCCAUCGAAACCACUUGAUACUUGUACAACAUAUUAUCUCUCAUAUAUGGAUAUGGAUCCUAGAACAGCUCAAUCUAUUCGGGUUCAACCUUAUCGUCCAAUUCAAACGUUCGUUAAAUCAAAUGAAAAAUUUUCUCACGAGACAACAAGUAAAAUGAGUUACCAACCUAUUUGGCAUACGGCAAAAAGAAAACCAAUUAAGCCUAAAUUCAGAGCUUUGUUAGGACGUGGAGCAUUAGAAAGCGCUACUACAACAAAAUGUGACUAUAUGCCAAAAUAUACAGAAAAAUUAGAUAUGAUAGUACCUUGUGGAAAUAUAAGAAUAAGUGCAAGUCCUUUGGAUGCUAAUACAACUACGGGUCUUUCUUAUGUAAAUCCUGGUAUAAUAGAACCUGCUACUAGCUUUAAACCUGUAACAAAAUAUCAUCGACCUAGUCAUUCAGUUUCAAAGGAUACUACUAACAAAUUAAGUUAUCAACCUUUUGCUGUUAGCAAAAAAGAGAAGUUUCCUUGGGCACAGAAAUCUAUAUAUAAGCCUCCAAGUGUUGCAAUGUGUGAGAAGACUAUUUAUUCUGAUAGUUAUUUGGAGAAUGAAGUAUGUGAAAAGAUGAAACCAUACAUUCCUAGUGUAGCAAAUAUAUUACCUUACAAAGCACAAUUUAUGGACAAAACAAUUUAUAAAGAGAGUUAUUUGCCUUGUGAUGUAGAAAAAGCAACAAAAAUCGUUCCACCCGCUAAUAUUUUCAUAUCAAAUGAAAAAAUAUCCACUGAUACUACAAAUAAAUUGAGCUAUCAACCAGUUUGGUCUAAGAAGCGUUCUCCGAUUUUACCACGUAGUAGAAAAAUGAUAGAAGGUUCAAUACAAAGUGAAACUACAAAUCGACAUGAUUUUAUACCUAAAAUAAUUGCACCUCCAAAACUGAUUAUUCCAUGCAAUAAUAUUCGUAUAUCAAGAGAUCCUAUUGCUGAUAAGACAACAACUGGUUUGUCAUAUUUACAUCCUGGUCAAUUAGAACCUGUGCAAAGUUUCAAACCUAUUGGUCAUUACUGCAGACCUGUUACUAAGAUAGAUUCUGAGACUAUAAAUAAAUUAUCAUACCAAGCUUGGACGCCAAUUCCUAAAAUGGAUAUGCCAUGGGCACAUCGAACUACAUAUGAAGUUCCUAAGGAUCGAAUGACCACAGAUACAAUCUACCAAAUGAGUUAUCCUUUACCAGGAUAUUAUAUUGAGAAUGAGUGUCCAUGUACGGAAUGAGAGUUUCGAUAAUGAUAUUUCUGAAACAAUACUAUAUUACUCUUGAAAUUAGUUAAAUUAUAAUUAAGUAUGGAAGUAUAUUACUCUUUUGAUAAAUGAUUUUUUUAU